AUGGGUGGAAAAGUGACAUCGGGCCGCGAUCUGAAGAUGAACAGACGCGCGUAUGCACCCGCCGAUGUCACGCCCAGCGGGCCGCUUGGCGGCGAGCGAGAGAGCCAAGCGCGGAUGGAAAAAAUGAUGCUCGAUGCAUCACCGGCCGAACGCUCCGGAUGCCUGUGGGAGGCCGCUAGCCAGCCAGCCCUGAAUCAGGCGGUAAAGCGAACUGCAUGCACCGGAUGGAUCCAGUGGAGCACGCCCGAGCUGGAUGCAUGCAACCCUGGCCAGCUGUUGGAUGGAUUCGUUUUCCUCUCUCGCUAUCCUAUCCACGCCCACGCCAUCUCGACGUCGACGAGCUUCACCUCCGCUCAGUCCUGGCGACAUACAUCCGCUCGCGUAGCUGCAUCCCAGCCAGCCAUCCAGCCCGAAACGACUCAUUUCGCGCUGCUCACGUUCGGCUACUGCAUCCACGAGCUCUUGCCUCUUCCACCCGCAUCCCAUCUCCCAGCAACGUCCGCUUCGACAUUCUAG
This is a messenger RNA of Moesziomyces antarcticus, 516 nucleotides long. RefSeq lists its product as uncharacterized. The coding region runs from base 1 to 516 and encodes 171 amino acids. The transcript has 3 exons. NCBI's taxonomy places the organism in Eukaryota, Fungi, Basidiomycota, Ustilaginomycetes, Ustilaginales, Ustilaginaceae. The record is from RefSeq and is a predicted model, not a curated record.